UGCUCAAAGCGUUUGUAAACAACCAUUGAUUCCUCAUCGGAACCACGAAUUUAGCUCCCUGCUUUUGUUGUUCCCUGUUACUGAAACUUUAUUUUGCGGCAGCCUGCUUAAGGUAGAUGAAGCUGGCUGUUUGCCAGCAUGGGCUGUUGAUCCUGGGCAGCUUUAUAACAAACAAGAAAUACCUAGACAGACAUUAGAAUCAACAUGAGUUACAACCGGGGCCGAGGAUUUGGGUUUGGUGGUUUUUCAAUAGCUAAGAAGCAGGAUAUUACGCCUCCACCUCCCAAUGCCACACUCAGCAAACAUGGUUAUCACACCAUGACUGCCAUCAGCCAGAAUGCAAUAUCAGGAGGUUGUGGAUACGGUCAACCACGUAAGCGACCGAGAGAUGAGGAUGAUCUCGAGUCAGCUGGGCGUGAUGUCACCGCGGUUACGUAUUUUGAUGAUGAAGAUGAAAGUUUAGAUGGUGCUUAUCAACCAGCACCCGGCAGUCCAGGUCCACAGAAAAACGAUGCUGAUGACUCAGAUGAAGACCCACUUGAUGCAUUUAUGGCUGGCAUUGAGCAAGAGGUAAAAAGAACCAAAACUAAAGGUGCUGAGGAGAAAAAGGAAAUAAAAGGAGUUCGAGAUGACAUCGAUGGGGAGGACGACGAAGAAUCAUAUUACAGAUAUAUUCAAGAAAAUCCAAAUGCUGGAAGGCAACAAGAAGAGAGCGAUGAUGAGAUUGAAUAUGACGAAGAUGGCAAUCCCAUAGCACCAAAGAAACCCAAAUAUAUUGACCCUCUUCCUCCAAUUGAUCAUUCAAAUAUUACUUACUCUGAAUUUACGAAAAACUUUUAUCAGGAACAUGAAGACAUAGCUGCUCUUUCACCUAUUCAGGCACAAGAUUUAAGAAUAAAACUGGGAAUAAAGGUAACUGGUUUUGAUGCACCAAAGCCUGUCACAAGUUUUGGUCAUUUUGGUUUUGAUGAGGCCCUCAUGAAGGCCAUUCGUAAAUCUGAGUACACACAACCCACACCAAUUCAGUCACAGGCUGUGCCCAUUGCUCUGAGUGGACGAGAUGCCAUUGGCAUUGCUAAAACUGGCAGCGGUAAAACUGCAGCUUUUAUAUGGCCAAUGUUGGUUCAUAUAAUGGAUCAAAGGGAAUUGGCACCAGAUGAAGGGCCUAUUGGACUUAUCCUGGCUCCUACUCGUGAGUUGGCACAGCAGAUUUACACUGAAGCACGGAGAUUUGGAAAAGUAUACAACAUUCAGGUUGUAUGUGCGUAUGGUGGUGGUAGUAAGUGGGAACAAAGUAAGGCUUUAGAAGCUGGAGCAGAAAUUGUAGUAGCAACACCAGGCCGCAUGAUUGACAUGAUCAAGAUGAAGGCCACCAAUCUUCAGCGAGUAACCUUUCUGGUUCUUGAUGAAGCAGAUCGCAUGUUUGACAUGGGUUUCGAACCACAGGUGAGAUCUAUAUGUGACCAUGUUCGACCAGAUCGCCAGACAUUGCUCUUUUCAGCCACAUUCAAGAGAAAAGUGGAAAAACUGGCAAGAGACGUUUUAAUUGAUCCCGUUCGUGUUGUUCAAGGAGAACUUGGGGAAGCAAACCAAGAUGUCACACAGAUUGUGAAGGUCAUGGGAGUAGGAGGUCACAAGUGGACCUGGCUUCUGCAGCACCUUGUAGAGUUUAUGUCAUCUGGGUCAGUUCUCAUUUUUGUUACAAAGAAAGCCAAUGCCGAGGAACUUGGUAAGAACUUGAAUGUAAAGGAAUACGAAGCCCUUCUUCUACAUGGUGACAUGAGCCAGUUCGAGAGAAAUGAAGUGAUCACAGCUUUUAAAAAGAAAGACAAGCCCAUUUUGGUUGCCACUGAUGUUGCUGCUCGUGGUUUGGACAUCCCACACAUAAGAACAGUCAUUAAUUUUGACGUCGCUAGGGAUAUUGAUACUCACACUCACAGAAUUGGUCGAACAGGUCGUGCCGGAGAAAAGGGUACUGCUUUCACCCUUGUCACUGAAAAGGAUAAAGAAUUUGCUGGGCACCUUGUACGAAACUUGGAAGGUGCUGCACAAGAAGUUCCUUCAGAAUUGUUAGAGUUGGCCAUGCAGAGCUCAUGGUUUCGCAAAUCUCGUUUCAAGCAAGGCAAAGCCAAAGCUUUGGGUGGAAGAGGACUGGGCUUCAGAGAACGUCCCGGACUUGGUUCUCUGCCUACUACAGAAGGCUCAGAGAUCAACAAUAGCAAUAGCAGAAAUAUUAAUGUUGGUCCAGCUGGUCAGGCGUACGGAGGAGGUGACCCAAGCACAACAGGACCAGCAACAAAUCGUCUUGCUGCCAUGAAGGCAGCUUUCCAAUCUCAGUACAGGAAUCAGUUCACAGCAGCCAGCCCUGAUACAUCUUGGACGACAGGCAUGGACACCAAGUCACAGCAGAUGCAGCAAGUUCCACCCUCUGGCAAGGAGCGGAGGAGAAAAUCCAGAUGGGACGAUUAGGUUUUUGCCGUUGUACAGACUUUGUGUAGAUAUUAGACAUCAGACUUUCUCUCCAAGUUUCAUAGUGUAUAAUUUAGUGAUAGGUACGAAAAUAUAAGCUUUCUAUUAGCCCUACCUAGAUUUUUCACCAUUUUCAUUGUCAUCGUCUGAACAAGUGACACGUCAAGAGUGAGUUUUUCUGUGACGUACAGUACAACAAAAUACCAUAGAACCUUAACCAUUAAGGUUAGUGCUUAUAUUGUAUUCCUCUCAAUUCAUAAAUGCUCAUUAUUCAGUUAUUUGCAGAGUAAUGACUUCACCCCAUUAGUGCAUUCUAAAUUACUUUAUAGAAUAAUGCUGACAUCCUAUUUCUUUCACCUGAUUGUAGUUACUACUGUGAAACUGACUUGAAAACCUAGGAAAAAGUAAUAUACUGUGGAAUUUUUCAUCGUCAUUUUAUUUUAGGUCAGAUUUUAUGGCCUUUCCAUUUCAUUGUGGUCAUUAUUGAUAUUUCCUCAACUUGCUUCUCUGCAUAACCUCAUAAUUCUUAUCCUCUUUCGAACUUAUAGUAUCUUUGUUUUUUAUUAUCCUGGUUUGCCCUUUAUUAUUAGUAUCUUUGUUUUUUUAAUCCUGAUUUGCCCUUGAUAGUAAGAAUUAUUAUAAGAAAGUUGAGUUCUGUCUUGGGUUAGUAUUUUAUAUGAAAAAGGAAUCAUCUAUAAAGGUCUUUACAUGUUGGUUAUGAUGCAAGUAACAAGUGCAGGGUGAGUUAAAAUCUUGGCAAUUUCUUACUUUGCCAAACAUUUUUAUCAUACUUAUUUGAUUUUUAUUUUGAUAUAUCUGUAUUUUCAGAAUUAAUAUUUGGACCUGACUAUUCAUAUUGAAAUGUCCAUUCAUAUGCUUUUGUAAAGAAGGUUCAACAGUAUUUUGUGAUUAGGAGGAUGCUCAUCAUGAAUAGCUGAAGUCCAAAAAGAGAUGAGUGAGUUUUCUAUCCUGUAUGUAUUUUUGGAAGUAUUUUGACGGAUUGACGUUCAGUUUGGACUUUCAAGGGUGAUCCACUAACUUGUACUGUAACUAAAUCUAGUAACAAAUUAUGCUUUGAUAUUUGAAGUAGAGAAAAGAUAUGCACUGGAAUUUAAUGUUGAGGACAAGGCUGCAUAAUCUUGGAGGUUCUAUGUAUUGCGAGAAUAUGUAUCAGCCUGAACAUUUAGCAUUGCUGAAGAACAUUACUUUUCAAAAGUAAGGUUACUUGAAUGUUUGAGCAUGAAUCCCAAUUCUGCUUUAGCAAAUUGGGAUGUGGUUCUGUAGGACUUGCUAUUGGCCUCUUCCAAUUUAGGGUCUUACAUUUUUCUCUUACAUAUUUUGUCUGUAUAGAUAUCUGGUGAGAUUGAGUUCAUGUUUUUCAUAUUGAAAAACUAAAUUUUAAACUUAUAUAACACUUCCAUUUAAAGUUAAAUACAAGUGUAAACUUUGAGAUAUUUUAUUGGCCAUAGAAUUAAAUGAAGUAUUUCAUAUUUUUGUAUUUUAAAUAUUAAGAGAUUUUCCCUUAUAUAACAAGUAAAUAUCUCAGAUUGUUUUCUAUCACUUCUGAUACUCAGAAUCAUCACUAGGUUUAAAGGUGAGUUCCAGUACCUUUAUUCUUCCAUUUUGCUAUGUUUUAUCAAGCAGUUUUGAUGUCCUUCACAGGGAAUUAAAGUUGUGUAGGACAUGCUGUUUCUUACAAAUUGUGAGCAAGAACAUUACAUGAAAGCAUUUCAUGUAAAUUUAUUAAAAUUAGUGCAAGAUGAAGUUGCUAAACAGACUUUUACAGACCUCAUACUGUUUUCCUAAUUAAUUUAAUUCAUUCAUUUCAUGCACCUUUUUUGUUCUUAGUUCAUAGUCCGACUUCAGUUUUUAGGCUUGAAUUUUCUCCUAUUAUUUUGGAGCGAAUCUUUCUUGCGAGCAUACAAGGGUCAAUAAAUUUGACAAUGGUCAGAUUUUUCUAUUAUGGUAGUGCUGAAUGCCAAUACUAUAUUACUUAGACAUUUUAUUGCAUAUCUUUUUCAAGGCUAUUGAAAUUUCAUAAUUUAUAUAUCACCCAUUAUUAUUUUACUGAUGUUAACCCCAUUUACCAUGAUAUAGAUAGUUACUUAUUACAGUUAUGUAGUAAGGUACCCCACUUAAUGACUGAUCAAGUUACAGCAUCUUUUUUAUGACCUGUCAAAUGUUAUAUUAUGCCAUUAAUGUUAUAGCCAGAUCAGCUGAGGCUAAAGUUUGCUGCAUCUCUUUCUCCCCUAUCACUAGGGGUCAUCCAUGCAUGAUGCUGCAUGUAUAUGUAGGCAUUAAACAAGUCAGUGAGUGGUUCUCGAGUGUGUUGCCCUCACUCUUUUGUAUCAUGUCAGUAACCAAAAGAUGGUUUGUGACAUCAGAGCUUUCUUACAGUUGCCUGAAAAGAACAGGAGCCAAGUAACAUCAGAAAGUGGUAUACAUUUUACAGACACCAUCAAGGUAUCAUUACUAAUAGGGUUUAGUUUUUCCAGACCUCUGAGUCUCAAGUAGACUCUUCUCGGCUAAAGCUAUUGCUACUGUCGUAUUGUAUUUUUAAUUAUAUAUUGGGGGAAUCCAUCAUACUAAGUUUUCAUGGUGAUAAAUAACAUUAAAAUGAUCCUGUGCUCAGGUCUAUAUGCUUUCUUGAUUCCUCACCUGCUUCAGUUACUCUUUUGUGCACUGUACUUUAUUGAUGUACUAUGUACUUUAAUCAGUGUAUUAUAUUCAUGCUUAGAUUUUUGCCCAUAUUACAGUAAUUUGCAUUAGACUUUUGUUUGAUGUGUCUAACACAAUCCUGUCUAGGCUCUAUUAUUUUAUUUUAUUAGUCUAAGUAUUUCGUUUAUUUAAUUGAUUUCCCUAUUGAUAGAUAACCAUUUAAAGAGGUUUAGAGUUUUUAGAGAAAGUUUUCCAUUUCAGAAAUUUAUAAGUUAGAAUUACAAAACAAUAAAAGUUUGGUAGUCAAAUAGUUAUGUUGCUGGACAUACUGAAAGGAAGGUUUUUGAGAAGAAAAAGAGUUUUAUGGGGAGCCUAAAAAAUGUUGAUCAUUAGAAAAGGAAGACUAAAUUACUAUCAUUAUUUCUGCUUCAGUUCUUGUAAUCGUAUCUCAUAAGGGCUUGCUUUUCUCUCCCGACCUCAUUACAUGACUGAGGACUACCGUGUUAAAAGUUAUUGUUAGUCAAAUGUGUAAAUUCUGUACACAGUAGUUGUUAGUAGGUAGUGUGAGAUAGAUUUGCUUUCUGUAAAACUGUACCCGUCUCAUUUAUUGACAUGUAUAUUCUGUAGGUGUUUGUACAUAGGAAACAAGCUGUAGGUGUACAUAUGGCUAUCUCGUCAGUGUUCAACGAGAAAAAUAACCUUGUGUCAAGGAGAUGAUUGAAUGCUAACUGGUUAGUUUGCUGAAUAGUUUACCUGGAGGAUAAUAGACUGCUCCUUUUUAGGUUCAGUGAGAAUAAUCUCGGUGGUUGUGGUCAUGUGCCUACUUCUAGCAAUGUUUGACAGCCAAAUUAAAGAGGAUAAUAAAGUGUGAAGUUAAUGAGAAGAGACUAAAAAUCAGGAUUCCUAGCUAAGAAUUUCUUAUUUUGACCAAUCAAUGGGUGUUGGAGGGCAGUGGUAAAGCAUUUAUAAGAUACAAGUCUUAGUAAAAGAUGAGGUUAAUGCUGAGGUCAGUAGGUUUCCAUAAUGAUUAAGGACGGGUAGACAUUAGUCCAGAUUAAGCACUGGAACAGAGCCAAGUCAUAAAGUAAUAAAAAAAAAUUCUUUCCCUAUGAUGGCUCAGACACCACAUGUGCUCGCUGUUUUGGCUACUUAUGCCAGCCAACUAACCAGUUACCUUUCAGUUACUGUUCAUUGUUUCAUGCUUCAUUCCCUUUUAUUUUUGGCAAGAAGACCAUACCUGAAACCUGUGUUGAUUGCUGUGAAAUAUUAAAAGUAUCAACCUGAGGCAAUUGAGAGACUUGAAGCUGGAGUUGAUUACUUAGAUGUAUUUAUACAUAGCAAAAUAACCAUCUGUCGAAGGUUGGUUGCUCAAAUAAAUAUUAUAUAUGUUUAUAUAUCUUAGAAACCCAAAGUUUGUUGCCAUAGCAUUUGUAAAGUUAAUCUGCAUAUUGUUAUAUCAUUCCCUUUUCAUCAAGUUAGAGAAGCAAAAUGUCAGUGGACUUGCCAGAAAUCUGUAAAUAACAAUAAGUUUUCUGCUCAAUAAAAUGGAAUAACAGUGUAAAAGUAUUUUUAUGGUUUUCCAUUGUAAUUUACAUUUAGCAUUAUCAUGAGCAACUGUUAAUUGCAUCGAUUAUUGGGACUCAUGAAUUAUGAUUUCAACCAGUUGCAAAAUGCUUUGGAAAGCAUCUUUUUCAAGAAAAUUCUUGUAUAUAUUUAUUUAUCAAUUGAGUUUUGGAAAGUAAUAUAUCUAAGGCAUA
Molecule: messenger RNA, 6884 nt
Organism: Macrobrachium nipponense
Lineage: Eukaryota; Metazoa; Arthropoda; Malacostraca; Decapoda; Palaemonidae
Product: ATP-dependent RNA helicase DDX42-like
Exons: 14
Coding region: 205-2469 (754 amino acids)
Molecular function (GO): ATP binding; nucleic acid binding; RNA helicase activity
Source: RefSeq, a predicted model, not a curated record